Messenger RNA from Endocarpon pusillum Z07020, 5502 nucleotides. RefSeq lists its product as uncharacterized. Gene Ontology annotation, biological process: endosome organization; phosphatidylinositol phosphate biosynthetic process; Golgi organization. The record is from RefSeq and is a predicted model, not a curated record. NCBI's taxonomy places the organism in Eukaryota, Fungi, Ascomycota, Eurotiomycetes, Verrucariales, Verrucariaceae. Gene Ontology annotation, cellular component: plasma membrane; endosome; lysosomal membrane. Gene Ontology annotation, molecular function: 1-phosphatidylinositol 4-kinase activity. The transcript is spliced from 10 exons. The coding region runs from base 1 to 5502 and encodes 1833 amino acids.
AUGCCUCGACACCGACCGGCGGCCUCCGGGUAUGCUCGACUUGCGCAGGCAGACGAAGAGGAAAGGUCACAAGGGAUCUUGGACGAUUCAGAAGAUGAAGACGCUUUUCAGCACCCAUUGACCCUCUCUUCCCCCGGUACACGAUAUGCCCCUAUUCAACCUUCCUCCCACCAGUCGAUGAGAGCGCCUGGGAAUGGCUCCCCGGACGGCCACCGAAAGCGUCCUUCGAAAAGAACACGCAGCAAUUCAGGCGUCGACAUCAAGGCUAUCAACGCGCGAUUGGAGAGAUGGGCUGAAGAGAUUGCAUCGAAGUUCAAGAUCAACAAGGUUAAAGGCAAGUCGCCACAAGAAGAGAAACUCGAAAUCUAUCAUUCCGUCUUCCAACCUCCCGACUGGAUCAGGCCUUUGACCUCGGAGGACCUUGUCUCCGAACCCGAACCUGAGAGUGAUAAAUGCAUGACCAAGGCCCAAUUUGAUGAUAUUGUGGAGAGCGUCAGAGUCGCGAUCGAAAUCGGCGUUCACCCCAAGAUGAUAGCCCAGGGCAGUUCAGGCAGCUACUUUGCGCGCAGCAGUGAUGGCAAGGUUGUUGGCGUCUUUAAGCCUAAGGACGAGGAACCGUAUGCCUCGCGGAAUCCCAAGUGGACCAAAUGGUUCCAUCGCAACCUUUUUCCCUUCUUUUUCGGACGAGCAUGUCUGAUUCCCAACUUGUCCUAUGUUUCCGAGGCAGCAGCCUACGUGCUUGACAAUCGGCUAAGAACGAACCUCGUACCCUACACCGAUAUCGUCUGGCUUUCUUCGAAAUCGUUCUUUUACGACUUUUGGGAUCGUCGCAGUUAUUGGCGAGGCAAGAAGAAGCUACCUGCAAAGCAAGGUAGUUUCCAAGUAUUUCUCAAGGGCUACAAAGACGCCAAUAUCUUCCUGCGAGAGCAUCCCUGGCCAGACCAGAACAACACGAAUUUUCGUGCUGAAGAUGCUCCGCGACAUAAGAAAAGACGAUGGUUGGAUUGUAGAAUAUCCGGUUCUCAGUCCGACGACGACGACGAGGAUGGCCACGCCAUGUCUCCUCCAGAGCAGGACGACCCCCAAAACAAGCAAUUUCGUUGGACUGAUAACAUAAAGCAGUCUUUCCGCGAAGAACUCGAAAAGUUGGUGAUAUUGGAUUACAUCAUGCGAAACACAGAUCGAGGCCUAGACAAUUGGAUGAUCAAAAUUGAUUGGCAUACAGAGAAAGUUUCCGUUGUCUCUGAGCCACCCAAACUUGAGGAAUCCACUGAAGGACUUGACCAUCCUGCUCAACCUACCUCAAAGGAAGCUGCACCAUACCGAAGACAAGAAGCCAUGGCCGCCGUGAGCAGGACGGGUACGCCUCCGAAUGCCAGUGACACCAAGCCUCCAUCCGUUUCCAUAGGCGCUAUUGACAAUAGUUUAUCAUGGCCUUGGAAACACCCUGAUGCUUGGCGAUCUUUCCCUUUUGGAUGGUUAUUCUUACCUGUCUCCCUCAUCGGUCAGCCCUUUUCGAGGAAGACUCGAGAUCAUUUCCUACCUCUCCUGACAUCCACUGUUUGGUGGAGCGAAACGCAACUGGCCCUUAGAAGAGUCUUUAGUCAAGACUCUGAUUUCAAAGAGGGCAUGUUUGCGCGUCAGAUCGCUGUGAUGAAAGGUCAAGCUUGGAAUGUCGUCGAAACGCUAAAGCAAGCCGAUCACGGACCGCUAGAGCUUACACGAAGGACCAGAGUCUGUGUCUGGGACGAUCUUGUAGACAUCCCUGUCGCUAUUCCAUUGCGCGUUCCGAGUGCAGAAAUGAAACGCCGUCGAGAUGUCGAAACAAGGCAGGAGGAGGAAAUGGACAUUGGCGCGGCCUAUGCUUCGGCACCGGCUCCAGCACACGAUCUUUUGGGUAUGGGAUCUCCCACUACUGACUUGCCCAACCCCAACCGCUUUGAACUGUUCCGGGAUCAGUCUUCUGCGGAUCUAGGGCGCAUCCAUGAAGAGCCGAGCAGCCCUGCAACGAUCGGUGAUCUGAGCCAGCUCCGCCAAGACAUGGGAGACCGGACAAGACAAGAUCUAUCAAAUAGUCUCACAUUACCCUCACGGCCGGCAAACCAUCCAAGAUCGAGGACGCGAUCGAGUCUGGACUACUUCCGGUCUUUCAGUCGCACCAACAGUGGAAGAAAUCCCAACCUCAACCGUAGAAGGGCGAGCAGUCCGUUCUUGUAUGAUCGAGAUGAUUUGGAAGGCGAUCUGGGAUACGCGGCAGCGGAAGGCAUGGAAGGGAACGAAAAGAAAGUUAUUGUCGAGCGAUUGGAAACCGUCAAGAGCAGCAAUCCUCAUUCGCCAGAGGUGCUCGUUCGAGAAUAUGGCUCCAAAGGCAAUCAAGUCCCCUCACAACGCGCAACAUCCAAACUGGCAGACUCAAACCAGAUAUCCAUCCAGCCAACCGUAGAAAAUGUUGAAGAGGUAUUGUCUAAAUCGAGAUCUUCCACUCAUCCGCCAAAUCUGGUUCCUCUCUGUGCUACUAUCCCAGCCGACCUUUUGACACCAACCCCAGCAUAUCUAAAGAUCUCAGCAGAAUCAAAGCUAUCCUUCCUGUACGAGUCCGUAGCUACUACAGGCACUAUUGGUCGGUAUAGUUUGGUGGGAGCCGAUCCUUUGAAAGUACUCAAAACCGGUCCUGCUCAUCGACCCUCAGAAGAUCCACUUCAUCUGCUCCAGAAGGAAUUAUCAGGCUUUCGCGUUGUAACUGUUCCAGGCUUAGCCCUCCCUCCUCUGACCGGCGGCGUGAUAGGCUAUGUCGGAUAUGAUUGCGUGAGAUACUUCGAGCCCAAGACUCCCCGGCCGAUGCGAGAUGUGCUAGGUUUGCCGGAGAGCCUGUUCAUGUUGUUCGACACCAUCGUUGCAUUUGACCAUUUCUUCAACGUCUACAAGAUUAUCACGUAUCUGAGGGUGCCUGAGGAAUUCACAUCUUCUUCAUUGGCGCUGGCUUAUCGGUUGGCAUCAGAGUCUAUUCAAAAAGUUAUAUUGACCAUUUCCGACCGUCACACGCCCCUCCCGCAUCAGCCGGCCAUCAGACAGAAUCAACAGUUGACCUCAAACAUUGGCCAGUCUGGCUACUCGGCACAUAUGAUGCGGUUAAAGAAGCAUAUUACCAAAGGGGACAUCAUCCAGGCUGAUCCUUCACACCGAAUAGCACAUCCAACAACCUUGCAUCCAUUUAAUAUCUAUCGACACCUCCGUACCGUAAAUCCAAGCCCCUAUCUCUUUUACAUUGAUUGUGCCGACUUCAGCAUCAUCGCAGGAACGGUAAAAAGACGACUCGACCCCGAGCACGAUGAAAAGCUGGCAGAUGAAUUACGCAACUCGGUCAAGGAUCGCGCCGAGCAUGUCAUGCUGGUUGAUCUGGCCAGGAAUGACGUCAACAGGGUCUCCGGCGUCCCCCGAGAAGGUCAGACCCGCUGGGACGCAUUUCGAUCUAUAUUUCCCACCGGCACUAGAAGUGGGUGUGCAGGAGCUAUUGGGUAUGGUUUCUCAAGAGUUUCGCUAGACGGGGCAAAGGAGGAUGAAGGGGCUAUGGGAGCUAUAUACUGGGCCACACCACCUCUUCACCGAACGACCAAACGCAAUUCAAUCUCACCCUCUCCUCGUCGUCAUACCAUCGCUGGCUUGAGUGAAGGCGCCACUGCAUCAGUCGCGCCUGCUGUCCGCACCGACCUUGCUGAUUCGUCGCAACCCAGCGGUUAUCGCCAGAGAGUUACAUCCAUCGUAGACACCUCUCGGCCACCGCGGCACUAUGUCGAAAGUCGUGAGGAGUGUAAAAAAUGUAACCAAGGGGUACUCGGCCGUGCAAGUGAAGCAACGAGCAAUGACCCAUGGGGUCCCACCGGCACCGAUAUGAGCGAGAUCGCCGCUCUGACCUUCAACAAUCCGAGCGAUUUCUACGAGAUUAUGGAUAUGCUCGACAAGCGAUUGAAUGACAAAGGAAAGAACUGGCGCCAUGUCCUGAAGUCCUUGAAGGUGCUGGACUACUGUCUACACGAAGGGUCGGAGCUUGUUGUCACCUGGGCACGCAAGAAUGUCUACAUCAUCAAGACGUUGCGCGAAUUCCAAUAUGUUGACGAAGAGGGUAGAGAUGUCGGACAAAAUGUUCGUGUUUCUGCGAAAGAGCUCACUUCCCUUAUCCUAGACGAAGAUCGGCUUCGAAGCGAACGCUCAGACCGCAAGCUUUGGAAGUCUCGCGUUAGCGGCAUAGACGAAUACGGACCAUCAGCAAUUGCAGGGCCGCCAGUUGACCGCCAACAGAAUAAUAGGCGCAAAAAUCCAAGGACAGACGAGGAGGAUGCCGAGUAUCGCCUGGCAAUUGAGGCAAGCAAACAUGAGGCCGAGGAGGAGAAAAAGCGAAGAGACAAGAACAAGAGCGCAGAUGACGAUGAUGACCUAGCAAAGGCUAUUAAGCUUAGCAAGGAAGAGGAAGAGCUGAGAAGGCGGGAAUUGGAAGAUCAGAAUGCAGCCUCCUUGUUUGACGAUACGCCUGCCCCAGCACAACCUCAACCCACUGGCUGGAAUCAAGGAUAUCAACAACAGGGUGCUGUAGAUUGGUUUGGAAAUCCUAUCCAGCAACCAUUGAGCACAGGGUUCUUGAACAAUCAGUACUCCCAACAACCACAGCAGACAGGCUAUCAAAACGGAUACACCAACGGCUUUGGGCAACAACCAACGGGGUUCGAUCAAUUUCAGCAGCAGCAGCAGCAGCAGCCUAGUUUCCUGCAACAACAGCCGACUAUGCAGCCUCAGCAGACAGCGUUUAGCAACAACCCGUAUGGUCAGCAACAACAGCAACAGACAGGUGACGUCUUCGGCCAGCAGACCCCGCAGCAAUCCUUCCCCCAAGCGGGUAGUCACAAUCCAUGGGCGACGAACAAUCAACAGCAGGCUGACAGUCUCAAGCCGAUGCCAACUGGUUCUAACAAUCCUUUCGCUCAGCGGCCUCAGCCCGUCCAGCAGAAGACAAGCCCGCCUGCUCUAAACACACUAUAUGAGCAACAAACAGCAACACAAUACAGUCAACCAAUCCAGCCAAAUCCAAUCGCCAAUUUCCAACCUCCUCAACCUCAACAUCAAUCACCACAACAAACAGCGACGAACCAGAAGCCAAUGGAUCCACAACGUGCCCGCCUCAAUGCAUUACUUGCAUCUGGAGAAGGACAAGACACAUUUGGAAAUGUCGGAGACCUCCGCAUACCAGCACAGCACACGGCCCCGGGCACAUUCGUCAACUCGGCGGGCGGCGGCAUGGACCGACUACGCGCUGCCCAAACGGGAAAUAAUCCGUUUUUCCAGCAGCAAUUUACCGGGGCGGGCCCAUCGCAGACGGGAUUCCACCAGCAGCAGGUGCCGGCACAGACGGGACCUGCGGGUGGUUUUGCAGGAGCAUUUGGCCAGCAAAGCAGCAAUCCUUUUGGUGCGAGGCCGGGCCAGCAGCAGGGUGGGAGUUUGAUUGAUUUGUGA